Messenger RNA from Paramecium octaurelia, 938 nucleotides. The record is from the annotation of a GenBank genome assembly. Lineage: Eukaryota; Ciliophora; Oligohymenophorea; Peniculida; Parameciidae.
UUGAAUUACAAUCAUAUAAAAAUGGUUAAGUUUGUUUAAAUACUAAGUCUGAAGAAUAUGUUAUCAAAGCUCAAUAUUUGCAAAGAGACACUGCUUCGAUAAACUUCAUUCUUAGCCUCCUCUCUAAAUAAAAAUUAGUGUCUCAAUCAAAUUCACUCACAAGAAUUGCAAAUACAGCACAAUAAUGAAAUUCUUUAAGUGCUUGAGUAAAAUCGUAAAAGUUUAAAGUCAGAAUCAGAAGUUGAGUACUUCUCAAUUACGGAAUCAACACUUAAACUUUUAGAUUAGUAGCUCUAACUAAUAAAACAAAGUAUGAUAGAUGUUUAAUAUUUUAGUUAUGAAAAAGUAAAAUAACAGAAAUUAAAUAAAAUAUUCUUCAUUAAGAUUAAAGCUUCUAGAAAAGGCUGCCAACUACUUUUACGAAAUUUGGUAAUUUGAUUCUAAUAAUAUAGCCUAUCUGUAAAAAUACUUGGAGGUAUAUUUAUAUUAUUUAUUUUAGAUUGUUAAAUCUUAUAAAGGAACUUUCAGUGAUCAAUACCUAGAGGGACUGUGCAAAUAUGCAUAACACACUCAAGAUUACAAAGAGCUAGAGUAAGUUUAUAGUCAAAUUGAAAAGAAUACUUUUUCAGAAAUACAAAAAAUAUGUGCUAUGACUCUUUUUAUGCACGCUCAAGAUGAUGUCUACUAUGAGCAUUUCAUUUUAAAUGAAUCCAUUUGUUAGGAUUAAUCAUUUGAAAUUAGAGUAAUUAUUUUAAUUAUCAUCCAAGUUUCAUCUUUUUGCCACUCAAUAUUUCCAACAAUAGAAUUGUCAUCAUACAACAAAGUAUCACAGAUAAUAAUGUGAAUUUAUGUCAUCCGAACAUUAGAGAUCUAUUGCUUAAAGCAAUUUAGAACUUUAAUUGUCAUUCAUGUAGAACAAAAGCAAAUACUAAUUGUGA